This is a messenger RNA of Pseudomassariella vexata, 925 nucleotides long. RefSeq lists its product as uncharacterized. NCBI's taxonomy places the organism in Eukaryota, Fungi, Ascomycota, Sordariomycetes, Amphisphaeriales, Pseudomassariaceae. The transcript has 2 exons. The coding region runs from base 172 to 672 and encodes 166 amino acids. The record is from RefSeq and is a predicted model, not a curated record.
CAUAAUUAUCAUUGUUUUCAUCAAAUUUGAAUGAAUAUCGACUGAAUACUUUUCUUAUUUGGCCCUCCUUGUUGGCCCUCCUUGUUGGCCCUCCUUGUUGGCCCUCCUUGCCUCUUGCAGCAAUGGCGUGUUGAUCUGGUCAGACAGGAGAAAUCCAGACAAUCGUCUGACAUGGAAAACCCCUCGCCUCCAAGAGUCGAAAAAAAGAUGACGGCCUGCCUGCCUUGUCUGGUUGCUGACUUACCUUAUUGCAACGCUACAAUGCAGGCUGAGACCAUUCAGCCUCUCAUUAGCUCGCACAUCUGUACGAUGGGCUGCAUGUCAGAAGUGGUCAUGGGUAGUGAGCCACCCCAUCGAUCUCAGCAGCCCCUCCCGCCAGCUCUGGUGGUGACGGCAACGGGGAUAAGAUCAAAUGGGAUGAACAGGUGGUGGAUUGGACCCCAAAAUAGGUCUUAUACUCACUCCAGUGCGCCAGCGCUUAUCAGCAACCAACAAUGUUGUAUCGCAUCGCGCUUGAGCAAAUGGGAAGACCCAUGGCACAUUUGUCGUUGUACUGUUAUUGCUCCUUUGAGUGCUUGUGCUGCGACGUGGGAUCAACUGGUGUGUCUUGUUGCCUCCUCGUUCCUUCCUUCCCUUCAGCUCAUUGUUACCGCUUUGAAAUUCACUACAUAAAAUUCAUCCUUCUUGCAAUGUAAUGUGCGCCCGACCCAUCCCGGCCGCCCUCCAUCGUGACCCGGUGCAGCAUUCUUUAGGUCAUUUUGGGGGGCAUAGGUGGUAUUGAAGCUGCUGAAUAUAGCCAUCCCUCGUCUCCCAUUUUACGCAUGGCAUGAGGCGAUCACCGCAUGGCCAAAUUUACAAGAAUGAGACAAUAUACUUGAUACACAUUCGAAUGACAAGGUGUUGCCAGUAACUCGUGCAUUUGGGG